AUGGUCGUUGAUAACGGUAGUGCCCCAGAAAUGAAUGCUUUAUGGCAGCUUGUAAACACCAAUUUGCAAGCUCUUUACCCAUCCAACACGGCCAAGGCAGUAGUCGGACUCUGUCACCGCCAUGAUGGGGGGAAAGAAGCCUAUAUCAUCAUAGGCGGUGGAAGUAGAGCCGAGAUCGUUGCAUCCAGUGGAAAGUACGAUUAUGUGGACGAUGCUCUGAAAACACUUCUGAACUAUACUAUGGUCCAGCUUUACGCCAAGUUACAGGCAGACAACCCGGCACACGAGUUUCAGAGGCUCGAGAGAGGAGGAUGUGUUUCUCGAGACGAGGAGGGAAAAAAGGAAGCAUUGGUCUGUGAUAAUUGGCCUGACUAG
Messenger RNA from Fusarium coffeatum, 375 nucleotides. RefSeq lists its product as uncharacterized. Lineage: Eukaryota; Fungi; Ascomycota; Sordariomycetes; Hypocreales; Nectriaceae. Bases 1 to 375 code for a protein of 124 amino acids. The record is from RefSeq and is a predicted model, not a curated record. The transcript has 2 exons.